GUGAGAUUUGAUCGCAGUCUUGAGGCACCUGCUGGCCACCGCGCGAGGGAAAGGCUGCGAGUCUCCUCUGCUGCUACCUGUUACGCCGCAAGUAUGUGGACGAAUUUUAAUUAUUGGGCCACGGUGCUGCUAACGGCGAUGGUGUGGGGGGUGACGGCGCGGGAUGCUGGGAACACCCUUUCUGUCGCUGCCUAUCAACACACGGCGAUUUUGGACCAGCGCGGCGACUUCGUCAUGAGGUGGACGCCCGAGGAAGAGAGCCUCAGGGUGGAGAUCCAAGAUCGUUACGCCCACGGCGAGACAACACCCGUGGUGGACCACUCACAGGACAUGGUGGUGGAGGGCGGCUACCAAAACGACACCCACACCGUGAUACGCUUCUCGCGGCCCUGGAACACCUGCGACAAGAGUCAAGACAUGAAGCUUUCGGGGGAUACGAUGAAGAUUAUCUGGGCAUUCGGCGAGGAAGAUCCGGUUGACGAGAUGGUGAUGGAACGACAUGCGCAGCGAGGAGUCAAGAGCAUCUAUUUGAAAGAGCCGAGCUUCGCGCUGCCGCCCCUCACGGAGGACAUCGAGGCGUGGGACAUCCGUGCACCAAACGUGAGUCUACCAUCCCACACAGACACAGUCUACUGGUGCAAACUCUACAAGGCGCCAGAUUACGUCAACGGUGCGCACAUAAUCGGGUUCGAGCCGCUCAUCACGAAAGACAACCUCGCCUACGUGCAUCACAUGGUCCUGUACAACUGCAUCGGCUCCCCUUCCCACCUGGACAAGUGGGCGCAGCACGACGGCGUCCAGUGCUACACGUCCAACAUGCCUCCCUCGUGGUACUCAUGCACAACAACAUACAUCGCCUGGGCGGUGGGCAGCGAAGGUGAGUCUGUCCGUCUCUCCGUAACGGAGUAUCGGACCGAGGGUAGGGAGACAAAACCAAUGAUUGACGUGUGGGUUUACUUAAUGUAAUUACGCAUGAAGAAG
Molecule: messenger RNA, 981 nt
Organism: Eriocheir sinensis (Chinese mitten crab)
Lineage: Eukaryota; Metazoa; Arthropoda; Malacostraca; Decapoda; Varunidae
Product: MOXD1 homolog 1-like
Exons: 6
Coding region: 94-966 (290 amino acids)
Biological process (GO): norepinephrine biosynthetic process; octopamine biosynthetic process; dopamine catabolic process
Cellular component (GO): secretory granule membrane
Molecular function (GO): copper ion binding; dopamine beta-monooxygenase activity
Source: RefSeq, a predicted model, not a curated record